Messenger RNA from Olea europaea var. sylvestris, 1430 nucleotides. RefSeq names its product basic leucine zipper 61-like. Bases 141 to 1031 code for a protein of 296 amino acids. The transcript has 5 exons. Gene Ontology annotation, biological process: positive regulation of DNA-templated transcription. Gene Ontology annotation, cellular component: nucleus. NCBI's taxonomy places the organism in Eukaryota, Viridiplantae, Streptophyta, Magnoliopsida, Lamiales, Oleaceae. The record is from RefSeq and is a predicted model, not a curated record. Gene Ontology annotation, molecular function: DNA-binding transcription factor activity; DNA binding.
AGCGUUAGUGGCUGUCUUCCAUUUUACAUUUCUCAUGUCCCAUGUGACUUUUUGAGUAUAAAAGGCCCUCUUGUGCACAAAUUGUAGUUUGGUUUGGUUUGUCUUAGCUUUGCUCUUUGAUUCAUAGACUCUUGACACUAAUGGCACAUAAUUUACCUCCAAAAGUGCCAAAUGUGACUCAAAAUUGGCAUGAUUUUUCUCACCAGAAGAUGUCUCCCAUGGAAAAUUUGGUAACAAGUAAUGAUACUACUCCUCAAGAUCCUUCGUGGGUCGACGAAUUUCUCGACUUCUCAUCUGUCCAGCGCCGUGGCCAUCGGAGGUCUAUUAGUGAGUCAAUUGCUUUUCUUGAAGCACCAAUGGUGCAAGAAUGCAGAAGAUCAUCUAUAGCUGCUGGUUCUGGGAAUGCUAGUGAAUUUGAGAGGUUUGAUGAUGAUCAGUUCAUGUCUAUGUUCACCGAUGAUGUUGUGAUGGGGCCCACUUUGUCAUCUUCGAGUCCUUCGUCGCCGUCUGAUCAUAAUAGCAUUAAUGAUGAUAAACAAGGUCCACCUGAUCAACAGCUGCAUCAGCCAAAAAAUGAACCUGAUGAGGUGUAUAGCUCAUGCAAAUCUGAGGAGCAAAAUGCUCAACAUGCAACUACAGACAAUUCAACUGAUAAGAUUUCUGAUCCAAAAAGGAUCAAGAGAAUCUUGGCUAAUCGGCAAUCUGCGCAAAGGUCCCGAGUAAGGAAAUUACAGUACAUAUCCGAACUAGAACGCAGCGUAAAUUCACUUCAAGCUGAAGUUUCAGUAUUAUCCCCAAGGGUUGCUUUUCUGGACCACCAACGCCUGGUGCUAAAUGUGGAUAACAGUGUUCUCAAGCAAAGAUUAGCAGCUUUGGCUCAAGAUAAACUCUUCAAAGAUGCUCAUCAAGAAGCUUUGAAGAAGGAAAUAGAGAGACUGAGGCAAAUAUAUUAUCAUCAAAAUCUCAAGAAGACUGAAAAUGGUACCCCAAACUCACCACCAAGGCCUGCUGAAGGACAACUUGUUAGCUGAGCCAUUAUUGCCAAGGGAUUUUAAAUACCGGAGGAAAUUUCUAAUUGAAGAGAAGCCUGCAAAAAUUCAUUGAAGGGAUCUCAAGAUUGUUAAGAAGCCUUCUUUUUCUCAUUUUGAUUUUGAGAGGAUUUUUCUUUUUAGUACAUAGAUGAGGUGUGGUUAAUUUUUUUGUUUACCAGUCAUCGUAUUUUUUUUAAUUAUUUCAUGGAUGACAAGUGACAGUGGCUUGUAUUGGGAGGUUGGUUUCAUGACCUUUUUUCAGUGUCUUUUUAUUCCAUGUGUGUGGUAUUCAUUAUUUGUUCUUUUCAAGAAAAGAAAAAGUAAAAAUGUAGAUAUUCAUCUUUGACUGUACUUAGUUAAUUUUAAAGUUUAAUGCAAAUGGGAUUGUUGGAUUUGUAA